AUGAGCUCCUUUUCGAUGAGCGCGUUGACCAAGGCUUUGCCGUCGGUAUGUCGCCAAUCUCAGCCUCGAAUUCACUCAUUGUGUAUCACACGUCCCUUUUCCCUGUCUAGCUCUCAACAAGUCCCACGGGGCGAUCGUGAUGAAAUGCAAAGACAGAUGCUGGGUCGAGACUCGAAGGCACCCUCCGACACCUCAUCGCCUUCAUCGCCAUUGUCUGCAAUCACGCAAAUGAUGCAGGGCGAGAGGGCCCCUGCGCGCCGUGACAACUUCAGAAUGGCUGAAAGUUUCGAAGCCGAUGUGAUUAAGCACCCCUACGCCGACCAAACCCCGGCUCACCACCUGCACGUCUACUGCCACAAGCACAACACAAUCCUCACCUUGACACGGCCAAACGGCAACCCUAUUAUGUCAAUUGGAUGUGGCCAGAUUGGCUUCCGCAAAGCCGGCCGCUCUGGAUUUGACCCGGCAUACCAACUGUCCGCCCACGUGCUAAGCCAAAUCAAGGAGAAAGGCCUCCUGAUGGAGAUCAAGCGACUAGAAGUCGUGUUCCGGGGGUUUGGAAAGGGCCGAGAGGCAUUCACAAAGGUUCUGCUGGGCAAUGAGGGACGAUUCAUCAAAGGACUUGUGGUGCGAGUGACCGAUUCCACUCGACUCAAGUUCGGUGGUACCCGCAGCAGGCAUGAGCGUAGACUGGGAUGA
This is a messenger RNA of Penicillium canescens, 699 nucleotides long. RefSeq names its product mitochondrial 37S ribosomal protein uS11m. Gene Ontology annotation, biological process: translation; ribosomal small subunit assembly; maturation of SSU-rRNA from tricistronic rRNA transcript (SSU-rRNA, 5.8S rRNA, LSU-rRNA). Lineage: Eukaryota; Fungi; Ascomycota; Eurotiomycetes; Eurotiales; Aspergillaceae. The record is from RefSeq and is a predicted model, not a curated record. The transcript has a single exon. Gene Ontology annotation, cellular component: ribosome; mitochondrial small ribosomal subunit. The coding region runs from base 1 to 699 and encodes 232 amino acids. Gene Ontology annotation, molecular function: structural constituent of ribosome; small ribosomal subunit rRNA binding; mRNA 5'-UTR binding.